UCAGCAAGUCAAAACAAGUCCAGUCCAAUAGGGUCCUCCGAACCGAACCGGGUGACUCAGGAAACAUCUUACGCAGUAAUAAUGUGACAGGGCGGCCGUUUAGUUUCUCCUUCGUCUCGAUGUUUUCUCAGCUCUGACGGACAGUCCAGGUUGUUUCAUGGAGCAUUUGUUCACUUACUGAAGACACUUCCGACAGGACGAGGACAGGUGUGGAGGUGCACACCUGGUGUGUGGACCAUGGGGAACUCAUGCAGUCAUCUUGGGAUUCCUCCACCAAAGGGACCCAACCUGGUGGGCUGCACAGACUUCAUGAUGGACCACAGCAAGGAGGGAAGCUUCUUCAGGCUUUAUUAUCCAUGUCAGGAGACGGAGAAAGCAGAGAAACCCGACUGGGUCCCGUCCAGAGAGUAUUUUAACGGCCUGGCCGAUUUCAUGAAAAUCAACAGGACUCUCAGCGAAACAAUCUUCAACUACCUCUUUGGCUCUUUUAAGAUCCCAGCCUACACAGACGCUCCGUUUAAAUCCAAUGAAAAGUGUCCGGUGGUGAUUUUCUCCCAUGGGCUUGGUGCCUUCAGGACUUUGUAUUCAGCGAUAUGUGCAGAACUGGCCUCACAGGGUUUCAUCGUAGCGUCCUUGGAACACAGAGAUCAGUCAGCCUCGGCUACUUAUUAUUUUUGUGAGGAGACCGAAUCAGAAAGGUCCGCUUCGGCCCAAGACGGCUUGAUAAAGGAAUGGAUGUACUACAGAGCUCUACGGCACAACGAGCGCGAGUUUCCCCUCAGAAACAAGCAGGUGAAACAACGAGCAGAAGAGUGCGUUCUGGCUCUGGAUAAACUCACGCAGAUCAACUCAGGUGUUGCUGUUCAAAAUGUUUUACGGACAGAGUUUGACUGGACAACGCUGGAGAACUCCAUGGAUCUGUGUCGAAUAGCAGUGAUGGGGCAUUCCUUCGGCGGAGCGACAGCUAUUGAAGCUCUUUGCAAAGAGGUUAAAUUCAAGUGUGGAAUAGCCCUCGAUGCCUGGAUGGUCCCUCUAGAUGAAAACAUCUUUCCUCGAGUCAAGCAGCCGAUUUUCUUCAUCAACUCAGAGAAGUUCCAGUGGGCCGGGAACAUCAGUCGCAUUAGGAAGCUGGACUCUGCGGUUGUGCAGAGGAAGAUGAUCACCAUCAGAGGUACAGUCCACCAGAGCUUUCCAGACUUCACCUUCCUGACAAGCAACUGGAUCGGGAAGAUGAUGAAGCUGAAAGGAGAGAUCGACCCAGAACUCGCCAUUGACCUCUCCAACAAAGCAACCUUAGCCUUUCUGCAACGCCACCUUGGUCUGGAGAAGAACUUUAAUCAGUGGGACCCUCUGAUUGACGGGCAGGACGAAAACCUCAUUCAAGGAACUAAUAUAACUGUACUUCAGUCUGCCAUCUGACCUGCCACUGUGCCUCAAAUACUCAGGAACCUUUGCAGUGUUCCAAAACUGCAGACAAGUCAGCGUGGCAUUUGGUUUGAAAUGUACUGAGGGUAGUAACAUGUUGGGAGUAACAAUGGAGAGAGAAGCCACUACCUCACUGGCAGGAAGAAUAAAACACCAAGUGUGGGGCUGCUUGUAUUACAAGGCCUAAAUUUUGCACGCAGCUAAACGUUUCCUUUCCCUGUUUGGUACAAUCUGUUUAAACAGAAUUACA
Messenger RNA from Nematolebias whitei (Rio pearlfish), 1675 nucleotides. It is a transcript of the gene pla2g7, whose product is annotated as phospholipase A2, group VII (platelet-activating factor acetylhydrolase, plasma). The record is from RefSeq and is a predicted model, not a curated record. Bases 238 to 1419 code for a protein of 393 amino acids. Lineage: Eukaryota; Metazoa; Chordata; Actinopteri; Cyprinodontiformes; Rivulidae. The transcript has 11 exons. Gene Ontology annotation, molecular function: 1-alkyl-2-acetylglycerophosphocholine esterase activity.